AACAUGUACUCGAUCAGAAGAAUAUCAAGGUGAUAUACAGCAGCAAAGUCUGUGGCUGGGUUACCACAGGGACAUAAGAGACCUUUUGUGAGCUCUUUUAAGGCCACAACUGCGUUAGCGGGUUAUCAGAAGCCCAUGAGGAGUAUUUCUAUAGGUGGAAUCGGGAAAUCUAAGCCACUUACUCUUUUUAGCCAGGUUUCACACAGACAGUUUUCAAGUUCUGAAGAGAACAAAGACGGCUUUGGCAUCUUUGGUAAAAACCCAGAGGAAGAGGAAGAUAGAAAAGAAGCUAUUAAUAAAAUUAGCUUGAAAUUGGCCCAGACCAAAAGCUCUCAAGAGGUGUUGAACAUUUUUCAAACAGAUUACAUAAAAGCGCAGAAAAAUCAGAUCUAUGUUGAGGAACUAAUCUUGAUGCUCCAUUUUAUCGUCAGACAUAUGGGUGAAGUUACAGGAGAUACUAGACUCAAUAUCCUCCUUAACGUGAUGUUCGCACAUUUCGAAAACGUCAGCUAUGAAUACUGCGCCACAACUAUCUCAUGUCUUGGCUUUCUAGUAAAUUUGAAAGGACUUGGAAUAGAGCUUGAAAUGAAGAAGAAAGUAUUGAAUGAAAUUCUAGGUAGAGAAACACCCAAGGAGCUGAUCCCAACUAUUCCAACCCUGGUAUUCUCCCUUUCAACAUUCUUCCAUCCUCAUGAGAUUGAUGGUGAUGUCCAAAAAGCAGUAAAAGAUUGAGUAGAGACUUAUAUAAUCGAAGGUGUCGAGAUGAUGGAACCAGCCCAUGCUGCUACUCUUUUGACAGCUAUUGUAAAAACUAACAGUAGAGGUAACCCUCAUGACCAGGAAGUAGUAGACACGAUCAUGACUCAGUUAGAGAGACCCAAGUUCUUUGAUGAUGCACAUGAGAACGAAUUGAUCAAUAUUUUGGUCCCCAUUGUUGAACUAGGAAAGCCAAGUGAGAAAUUACUUGACUCUAUUCAUGAGUGAAUCAUGGCUAAACUAGAUAGAAUUGAUGGAUAUAAUACUUGUAUGCUAGCGCAGGCGUAUGCAAGGAUCGGUUCUCAGAAUAAUAAAUAUUUCAAGGACAUAGCUCCACAUUUAUUAAGUGUGUACAGAACACAAGGGAAUAUCUUUGAUUCUAUUCUGUAUGAAAACCAAUGGCUUACAAUUGCUACUUUUAAAGAAAAAGGAAAUGAUACUAUUUCAGAUCUUACUAAUGCUCUAAUGGAUGUGAUGGAUAAUCAGCAUGACUUCUCAUUUAGUGAUCUACAUGGAUAUGAAGCCACUAAUAUUCUUGUUGGGGUAGCUUCUUUGGAAGUUAAAAACGUGAAUUUCAUCAGGAAUAUUGUGAGUGUAAUUACACAUCAUUUGAAGUCAAUUCCAACUUCUUAUUUGAUCAACACUGCUAGAACUUCCUUCUAUUGACUCCAGUUUACUGAGUUUUCUAUCUUCUACUCACAAGUUCAUGAUGAGCUUGUUAGCAGAAGAAAAAACAUGAGCGAUGAAGAUAAGAGAGAUUUAAAGAGCAUUUAUAAAGCUCACAAUGAAAUCCCUGAUAGCCCAUUUGUUAAAUAGAGAUAUGAUAUCUGGUUAUAUUUUCAAUAUGGUU
Molecule: messenger RNA, 1606 nt
Organism: Moneuplotes crassus
Lineage: Eukaryota; Ciliophora; Spirotrichea; Euplotida; Euplotidae
Source: the annotation of a GenBank genome assembly